GCGUGCGCGCGUCUCGGGUUCGCUCUGAGGGAAGGAGGGAGCUGGCGGGCGGUGCCGGUGAGCAAGAGACCGAGAACGGCUGAGGCGGUGAGUUCGGCUGGGCCCCUGCCCCGCGCGGUGGCGGGUCGCCGCCUCAUCCGCUUGGGGUAGAGCCACUGCUUAGCGUCUUGCCAGGCAAAAACAGCCAAGGAGGGAGCAUGGAGUGAGCCCGCGGCACUUGUGCCCCGCAGCGGUUUUGCCCCGCGGCGGGGCAGGAGGGCCCCAGAGGGUGCAGUAUCAUGGUUAUGAAAGCGACAGUAGAAGAUGAUGAUUCAGGAUGGGAACUUGGUAUGCCUGACAAGAUGGAAAAGAGUAAUACAAGCUGGGUAGAUAUAACACAGGAUUUUGAAGAAGCUUGUAGAGAACUGAAAUUAGGAGAACUGCUUCAUGACAAGCUGUUUGGUCUUUUUGAAGCCAUGUCUGCCAUAGAAAUGAUGGAUCCCAAGAUGGAUGCUGGUAUGAUUGGAAACCAAGUGAAUAGGAAGGUUCUUAACUUUGAGCAAGCUAUUAAGGAUGGCACCAUUAAAAUAAAGGAUCUCACUUCACCUGAGCUGAUAGGAAUAAUGGAUACAUGUUUUUGCUGUUUGAUAACCUGGUUAGAGGGACAUUCCUUGGCACAGACAGUAUUCACUUGCCUUUAUAUUCAUAAUCCAGACUUCAUAGAAGAUCCUGCUAUGAAGGCUUUUGCUCUAGGAAUCCUAAAAAUCUGUGACAUUGCCAGAGAAAAAGUUAACAAAGCAGCUGUUUUUGAGGAGGAAGAUUUUCAGUCAAUGACUUACGGAUUUAAAAUGGCCAACAGUGUAACAGAUCUUAGAGUUACAGGUAUGCUAAAAGAUGUAGAAGAUGACAUGCAAAGACGAGUGAAGAGCACUCGAAGUCGACAAGGAGAAGAGAGAGAUCCAGAAGUUGAACUUGAACAUCAACAGUGCUUAGCUGUGUUCAGCAGAGUCAAAUUUACCCGGGUACUACUGACUGUUCUAAUAGCAUUUACCAAAAAAGAGACUAGUGCAGUUGCAGAAGCUCAGAAACUAAUGACUCAGGCAGCAGACUUGCUUUCUGCCAUCCAGAAUUCAUUGCAUCAUGGUAUCCAGGCACAGAAUGAUACCACUAAAGGAGAUCAUCCUAUUAUGAUGGGCUUUGAGCCCCUUGUUAAUCAGAGACUGCUGCCACCUACUUUCCCGCGAUAUGCAAAAAUAAUUAAAAGGGAAGAAAUGGUCCACUAUUUCUCCAAACUAAUAGACCGAAUAAAAGCUGUAUGUGAAGUAGUCAACCUGACUAAUUUGCACUGUAUACUGGACUUUUUCUGUGAGUUCAGUGAGCAAUCACCAUGUGUUCUUUCAAGAUCCUUGUUACAGACAACUUUUCUGGUGGAUAACAAGAAGGUGUUUGGCACACAUCUCAUGCAAGACAUGGUAAAAGAUGCUUUAAGAUCUUUUGUCAGUCCUCCAGUACUUUCUCCAAAGUGUUGUCUUUAUAAUAAUCACCAGGCGAAGGACUACAUUGAUUCCUUUGUGGCACAUUGCGUUCGGCCAUUCUGUAGUCUGAUUCAAAUCCAUGGACACAAUAGAGCUCGUCAGAGAGAUAAACUAGGUCACAUUCUUGAGGAAUUUGCUACCCUUCAGGAUGAGGCAGAGAAAGUAGAUGCAGCACUUCAUAGUAUGCUAUUGAAGCAGGAACCACAAAGGCAGCAUUUGGCUUGCUUGGGCACCUGGGUCCUAUAUCAUAACCUUCGUAUUAUGAUACAGUAUCUUCUGAGUGGCUUUGAAUUGGAACUUUACAGUAUGCAUGAAUAUUACUACAUAUAUUGGUAUCUAUCAGAGUUCCUCUAUGCAUGGUUGAUGUCAACACUGAGCCGCGCUGAUAGCUCUCAAAUGGCAGAGGAGAGAAUAAUGGAGGAACAACAGAAAGGCCGUAGUAGUAAGAAAACAAAGAAGAAGAAAAAAGUUCGCCCUCUCAGCAGAGAGAUCACCAUGAGUCAAGCAUACCAAAAUAUGUGUGCCGGGAUGUACAAGACAAUGAUUGCAUUUGACAUGGAUGGCAAAGUAAGGAAACCUAAGUUUGAACUAGAUAGUGAACAAGUUCGAUAUGAACACAGGUUUGCUCCAUUCAACAGUGUUAUAACACCGCCACCGGUCCACUACUUGCAGUUCAAAGAAAUGUCUGAUUUAAAUAAGUACAGCCCACCUCCUCAGUCAUCGGAUCUCUACAUGGCAGCUAGCAAACACUUCCAGCAAGCUAAAAUGAUUCUUGAGAAUAUUCCUAAUCCAGACUAUGAGGUCAAUAGAAUCCUGAAAGUUGCUAAACCCAAUAUUGUGGUCAUGAAGCUGCUGGCAGGAGGCCACAAAAAGGACUCCAAGGUUCCUCCCGAAUUUGACUUCUCCCCUCAUAAAUAUUUUCCUGUUGUGAAGCUUGUUUGAAAGACAAGGGAGUAGGAUACCUACUACAGAGAGUAGGACAUCUGAGCAUAAUCUAUGUAUCAGUUAACAUCUGCAAGAUGAAAUUAUCUAGUACCGUACCCAGACUGAGGGGGAUCUCCAGGAUAGAAGUACUUUUACAUGGAAUAUCUAUACUCAUCUGUUAUGUGUUAUCUAUCGGAAUUACAACUGCUGUUUAAAGUGGUUUGUAUGAAGUUUUAUAGGUGAAGCUGAUUUUAAUCAAAUGCAUUGUUGAAGAAUGUUAUAUUGAUUACAGAUUUAUUCUUUUUCAUUUUUUGAGCACUGACAAAGUGGUUGUUUAGGAAUUUAGUAACAUUUGGGACAGAGUAAAAAUAAUGCAGUAGAGCCUCAUGUCUAAUAGGAACAGCAGAGUUACUGAAAUUCUGCUUUGAACCAAACCACUUGGAGAGAUUGUGAGGUUCCAUUAUUUUUGCUAAAUUGCAUCAAAUUGUCUCACUUUGCAAGUAGGAAGACUGGGUUCUUUUCUUGCAAAGUCCUUUAAGCUAAAACAAACUAUAGAAAUUAAGAGCAGACAAAACCUAAUAAUUUAGCUUGUACUGUGCUGAAUUCAGUAAUUUUUGUUUUACUGGAGUAAACUGUGUAGGAGGUAUAUUGUCUCAAAUGUAGAAGUUGUACUUGAAGACAGUGAGAAAUGGAGUAAGUCACUCCUAGUUGCAGUUUGUUCCUUUGACUUUAAUUGUAAUGGUACUGAUGAAUCUGCAUAGCUGAACACUGUGAUAGUCACUAGCAACAUAGGAACACAAGACAUGAGGACCGUAUUUUUACUACUCUGUGAUUAUUUUGUUUUUUGUAAUCCUUCUGUUACUUUGUCAUUGCGAAAGAGGAACUGCUGAUUUGUUCCAUUGCUCAGUCAGGUCUUGCAUGACCUUCAUUUUCUUGCUCUGACUGCAAUGCUGCUGCUGGAUCCUACUGCCUUCUGUAAUGGUUGGUAUAGGUAGAAAUCCCAAACAAGAAGAGCCCCAAACCUACCCUUUUCUUCCUGGAACAGGUCAUUCUCCUGUGUGAAAUAAUGAAGGCAAGGUUUUGUGCUGAGCAACCUUCUGCUACAAGAGGAAAAAAAUAAAAACUUUAAAAAGCUGA
Neopsephotus bourkii (Bourke's parrot) is the source of this 3575-nucleotide messenger RNA. It is a transcript of the gene NAA35, whose product is annotated as N-alpha-acetyltransferase 35, NatC auxiliary subunit. Gene Ontology annotation, biological process: N-terminal peptidyl-methionine acetylation. NCBI's taxonomy places the organism in Eukaryota, Metazoa, Chordata, Aves, Psittaciformes, Psittacidae. The transcript is spliced from 23 exons. Gene Ontology annotation, cellular component: NatC complex. The record is from RefSeq and is a predicted model, not a curated record. The coding region runs from base 279 to 2456 and encodes 725 amino acids.